Molecule: messenger RNA, 309 nt
Organism: Symbiodinium natans
Lineage: Eukaryota; Dinophyceae; Suessiales; Symbiodiniaceae
Source: the annotation of a GenBank genome assembly
AUGCCGCCGAAGCGCUGCCUUGUGCUGGUCAAGGAGUCGGCAAUGGCAGAGGCUUUGGCGCACAUCGUAUCCCUGGACUUGUGCGUGGCCGGGUGCCAGCAAGCUGCGGUGGCCGUCAGCGGGCGCGGGCGCAUGCCCAGCCAGCGCCGACGUGAUGUGCUGCACCAGUUCCGCAAUGGUGCCCACGCGGUCCUUGUGUCGACAGACUGCAACGACCUCCCGGAGUGCCAGCUGCUAAUUCACCUUGACGAGUCUCGCACAAAGCAGCUGGGGCUGUCGAUGGCUCCGUAUCCCGAACCCUUCGAUUAA